UAACAUACAUAUAUCAUUACGGAGGAAAAUAUAUUUGAAAAUAAAUUAUAUAAUAUUCAUAUAUUCAUAUGCAUUCAUAUAACUAAAUCACCCUUAAGAUAGUAUCAUGACAGUUUUAUUAAUUCCACAUUUUAUUCUGGUCGCGUUUCGACAGGCAGUGGCAAACUUCCCAGCAUAUUUCUGCAAUAAAAUAUUUUUCACAAUAGCUCAUCCGCCAAACGAAGAUAUGCAUCUGUACUAUUUCCGAUUUUAGUUUUUUCCUGUAUAUAUCCUAAACUAUUAUGGAGAUUAUGUCUUUAUUAAAGGUUUAGGUGGGUUUCAAAAUUAAUAUUUUUUUUGUCUUAUAAAAUAAGUUUAAUCUGGCAUGUAAAUAUAUUUUAAAUAUUUAAUAAGACAAUUAUUAGGUCCACAACUUGAGAUGUCUCUAGGGUCAAGCACUGGUCGAUUAUUCUCAACUGAAAAUGUCACUUUUUGAGCCGAAUUCUCGACAUUUGCUUUUCCUUUUUCAUCCUUUCCAAAAAAGUGCGGCUGAGGCUCAUCGAAUGCUUUCGGAUAGGUACGGUGAGACUGUCCUAAGUGAAAAAAGCCUUAAAUUUACAAAAAAAACGCGGGAGCCUAGUUGUAGACCUAAUAUAAAAUUUUUACAAUUUUGAGACUCACCUAACUAACCCCUAAAUAUCUAUGAGGUUACCGAACUUUUUAAAAGCAUUUUUUAUCUCAUGUUAAGUCAAAACAGCUUUCCAUUGUUCCUUUUCGGUACCUUUUCAUUAAGAUCGUUUAAUCCUUUGGCACUCAGCCUUAAAAUUUUGAAAAUAUAUAAUUUUUGGAAUCCUUUACAAUGUUGAUAUUAUUUUAGAUCAAUGUUUCAGGGCCAAUCGGUUCGUGAGAUAUUGCAGUUUGAGUGACAACAGUUUUGAUAGUUUCGUUAAAAAACGGUGAUUAUAUUUUUUUUCGAAACAAUAUUUUUUGAUGUAUAGAAAUAGUGUUGAUAUUAAAAAUCGGUUGAAGAGUGUUGUCGAUAUGGUUAGUUAGGUAAUAAUUCGUAGGUGGUUUUUUAAAUUUCAUAUCCAUAGGAUAUGUGCCGAAGUUGGUGAACUCAGUGAAGUCUAUAAGAACGUGGACGAUUUGCUUUGAUUGAAUAUCGAGCGUAAGCUCAAAGUAAUGCACCUUGUCUCAAAUUAAUGAAAUUUAUGACAAAAUUGACUGAAUUCGACUCCGAAACUCUUUAAAAAGAUACGAACUUUACAGACUUCUGGUCUGUUAUAUUCUCCAAUCGAAUAUUAUUAUUAUUGUUUCUGAUUUUUUGCAAUACCACAUUCUAAAAACUUUUAGAAAUUGCUGGAAAUACUCUACGCUCUAGCUUGAAAUUGCAUUGCUAGAGCUGACUACAUUUAUUUGAAAAAUUAUUCUAUAUUUUAAACCCGUGCCUUUGUCGAGUACCCAUUAUCUUGAAAGUGUAUUGCCAGGUACAAAUUUGUGUCAAUUAAUUUGUGAGCCAAGCAGCUAAAAUUCAAACUAAGAAAGAGGCGGAAAACUCAAAGAAUAUCAACAAAACAUUGCAAAUAAAGUAAAUAUUUUCUAAGCAGUUAAAUUUGACCUUCAUUUGUGUUGCACAAGCUGACUUUACAAUGCUUCCAGCGAACUUGCAUUUGCACUCGCGUCGAAAUCAAAUGUUGCAAUGCACUGGUUUAAGUCACACGUCUCUGGCGCGCUACUGCAACUGCUCGCAAACGACACCAUGGAAGAGCUUACACAACAACGGCGCCGCGACGCUAUCGAUCGGAUAAUUGCGACGGUGCACGCACAACGAGCUAUAUUCUCUAUAGCCUACUUUGGAGCGAUCACCGACAUUGAACCGUAUAUAACGGCUGGUAAUACGACUCCCAAAUUCGUGAUGACCGAGGGUUGCAACGAUCCAUUGAACGGUGGUUCGGUGUCUGAUAAGUUCAGCAGCAAUAUAUUUUAUAUUGCCGUCGGCCAAUUGAUGCGCAAUCCCAUGUGGCAACGCAUGAACGACGUGCUGGCGGAUAUACAGAGUCGGGUGCGCGGUCUCUUUGUAGUGCCACGGCAUGCGACACGUCGGCAGAUGCAACUCAAUCAGGUGGCGGAGCAUUUUGAGUGGUGUUGGCGGAAUGGAUUUAUCAAUGCGAUGAUUCUGGUGGACGACGGCACGCGGGACGACACCGAGCGACCAUUCACCGUUUACGGUUACGAUCGUUUCCCGCAAUUGACGGUACGACCGAUGGCGGCGAAUGCCGUGUGGUUUAGUGAUAAAUUGAAAAAUUUCCAACGCAGCAGCAUACGCACCACUUAUCAAUACGAUCCACCGCGUGUCUUUCAAAUACAAAUAUCCUGGACGGAAAAUGACGUAAAGACAGUUGGCUACGCGGCGGAAAUGUUGCAGGCGCUCGUAAGAGCACACAACGCGACUCUAGACAUGAUACCAUUGAACAAUUCUAGCCGUUAUAACAUUAUGAGCAUCAUUGAUCAGUUGCGUCGCGGCAUGUUGGACAUUGCAAUGAAUCCGUAUUUUUUCUAUCCGGGCGUGCGUCUGAGCUAUCCCGUGCGUAUGUUGCAAUUUGGUAUUGUGGUGCCAUCUAGCGGUGAAAUUGAACGUUUCUACUAUUUUGUGCGCCCUUUUCAAACGCACACUUGGAUCUGCUUCAUACUAGGUCUCUGCUAUUUGAGUUUGAUGCGUCGCUUAACGGAUCGCAUAAGCGCCCAUUGGUAUCCACGGUUGCAUCCCAGCUUCGGUCGCGGUUGUCUCGAGAUUUGGCGUCUGCUGCUCUUUGUGCCCAUCAAUACGCCCAGCGAACGCAAGUGCUUUCGUUGGCAUGCCGCCGGCACAUUUUUACUAACCGCAUUGCUGGGCUUCAUACUGACUAAUCUCUAUCAGGCUUCGCUCACCAGUUUUCUGGCCACAUCCGUCUAUCGUUCGCAACUGAACACCUUGGAAUCAGUGCUCGCGCACAAUAUCAGCAUAAACACCAACUAUAACGAAAUGGAAUUCAUACGCAACAGCAGCAGUUUGCCGCGGGAUUUCGGCCGUCUGCUGAUUGCGCGCGAUCCCACCGAAUUGCGUGAUGAACUCUUCGCUUUGCGGCCACGCGCCUAUACCGCCUGUGUGGACGUUGUGCACUUUGCUUUGGCCCAACAGCAGCAUAUGGACAGACAGCCGCUACAUGAAUGUGAGGAGCGCAUAACUACGUUGCCGUUCGGUUUUAUGCUGCCGCCACGCUCACCUUACGAACACAUUGUGAAUCGGUUCAUUUUACGCGCGGAGGCCGCCGGGCUGACGGUCAGAUGGCUACAGAGCGCAAAUGGCGACGGAUUUCGUGCGGGCAUAAUACGUAAGCGUAUAAGAAAUCUCCCGCUGAAGCGUCCCUUGAAUUUGGAGUAUUUUCAAUUCGCCUGGGUUGUGUGGUCCAUCGGAUUGUUGUGUGCUUUGUGCGGAUUCGCAUUGGAAAAUUUGCGGCAUUGGUUGCAGCGGCAAAAGCCAAUUAUGGUGCGCCAUUGCAUGCGCGGCGCUUUGCGGAUUUUGGAGAGAGUUUAAGUGGAGGCUGAACACCUUGAAUGUUAUAUGCGUGUGAAGUUGAAGUCGUAGUUGAUUAAUAUAAAAGGUUCGCUAUAAGUUUUUCUUUAUCAUGUUUUUUGGCACCUGAGUGGUGACAGCAAUAAACAUAUUCAAAAAUGUCUGAUUUUUAAUGUUUUAGGUUAAGAACGUAGUGUAGCAGCAUACGUCGUUAGCUAAGGUAUAGUGGUUCAUUCUAAGUUAGUUGCUUAUUAUUUGGUAGGAUCUUGUUAAAUGUGUGUCAAAUCCACAAAAAGGGGAAUUCAACGAACUCCAUAUAUAGGUUAUAGCCGAGUUCACAAAAGCGCGCCACGCAUCUCUCCUUUUGGCAGUUUGGCGCCAAUUGGUUAUACCCAGUGAAGACAGGAGUCCUCCAUUGGAGUGGAGGCCUCCUUCUUCCUCGGCUUCCACCAGCGGGUACUGCAUCGAACACUUUCAGAGAUGGAGCACUUUCGUCCAUUCGAACAACAUGACCUAGCCAGCGUAGCCGCAUAUAGCUCAUCAUUCCAUUUUCUGUGGUAUUGGCCAUUGCCAAUGUUUAAGGGACCAUAAAUCUUCCGCAAAACCUUUCUCUCGAAAACUCUUAGUGCCGUCUUAUCGGCCAUACAGUAGGUCGGGAAUGAUGAGUGACUUGCAGAGUUUAGUUUUUGUUCGUGGAGAGAGGACUUUACUUUUCAAUUGCCUACUGAGUCCAUAGUAGCACCUAUUGGCAAGAGUGAUUUUGCGUUCGAUUUCAGGCCUGGCAUUCUUAUCGGUAUUGAUGCUGGUGCCUAGGUAUUCGGAAUUAUCUACAAUUUUAAAGUUAUGACUGUCAGCAGUGACGUGGGAGGCAAGACGCGACUGACUGUUUGUUUGAUGACAGGAGAUAUUUCGUCUUGUCCUCGUUCACCACCAGACCCAUUCGCUUCGCUUCCUUGUCCAGUCUGGCGAGGGGUUUGUUUCCAAUGAUAUCGAUAUCCAUAGAUAUCGGUUUGGUUUUAUAUAUUGAUACUUACUUUAUAUUAUUCUCACUCAAACUCAACUUCAAAAUAUUAGUUUACAUCUCUCUCUCUAUAACAGAAACCAAUAAUUGCCCUUAACCUUCACAUAUUUUUUAAUUCGAUAUAUAAAUCAGUACAGAUACAUUUGGGCAAGAUAUCCAAUAUUUGCUUCCACAAUUGAUAUUCAUAUAUACAGCAGUGUUCAAAAUAAUAAUAGUGAAUUACAUUAUUUGAAUUUUUUAUAAAAACUUUAUUUAAUUUUUUUCUGUGUUGAAAUUGUAAUAUGUAGAAAACCGCAACAUUUUUCAAUAUCGAUAAUAAAACUAAAAUAGCUCGAAAAUUCGUGAUUCAAAAAAUAGUAGUAUUAGGGUUAUAGGAAUCUCUUAUCAAGAAUCCUUCACUAUUAUCCAAAUUUCGUGAGAUCGGACGAUUGCGCAGAUUGACCUUAAUCCCUUUGAUACGAAACCACUCCUUAGCUAGCCGACUGGUAUUAUCAUAGGGUCAUUAUCCUGCUGAAUUACCCAUUUCAGAGGCAUUUCGUAUUGAGCAUUGUGCUAUUCAAAAUAUCAACGUAGACAUGUUGAUCAAUGACAGUGUAGAUACGAUAUAUGGGCCUACCAUAAAAAUAAAUAACGAGUCCAAACUAAUAUUUUUUACCCUCUGUAUUUUACCGUUUUGGUAGUGUAUCUAGGGUGUUAUUUAGUCUUCGGUGGACGAUGCACAUACCAUCGUGAACCUGUGCCUGCAAAAAGAACGACGUUACUUUCAUCUGUCCAUAGUAUAUUUCGUCACUUUUCCGCUAUUAUUUUGAGCACAACUAUAUGAAUUUAAGCUUUCUUAGUGUUUUAAGUAAAAAAAAAUUAUUGUAUUUAUGUAUAAAUUAGCUAUAAAAUAAAGUGAUUGCAGUCUUUCCAAACUUUUUGGAUAGACGAAAGGUUCUUUCUACAGUUAGGACGUUUCUUUCGUUUGCCGUAGUUGAUAUCUAAUAAAUUACAGAUUCUGAUAGUCUUAUCUACGCAUUUCUUUCCACGGACUUUCUUCUAUUUUGAAAAAUUAUUUUAUAUUAAAUUGCAUAGUGUUCCAGGGCAGCCGUCCUUAAGUCUGUAUUCCAAGAAAUGCAAACACGAGAUUUAUUAGCGAUGUUUGUAUACAUUAAAUCUCACUUCGUUUGAAAAAUAUUGAUCGUGUUCAAGUCUUCACCAGUGAUAUUGAAAAACAAGUUAAUAUUUCAAUGACUUGAUACCUUUACAAGAUUUUUAGAAACAGUAAUUCCACCAUUUUAUAUAAGUAAAAUAUAUAUAUUUUUUCUUCAUCAAAUUAUGUAAUACUCUAUUUAUUUAAAUCAAGCACCUCUUGCAGUAACAAUCAAAUCACAUAAGUUCCAUUUAAAGUAUAUUCAAUUUAGCGACCAUAAUUGGUGGGAUACCUAUAAUAAUUUGUUCCGAAUUGUUGUGUUUGCUGACCUUGACUUGUGCUUCGGUGUUGUAGUUGUGGUGCUUGUUGACUAAAUAAAUGCGAAACGUCAGCCAAAGUGGUGCCGCAAAUGGCCAGCAACAAAGCGAAGACGAUAAAGAACUGCAAAU
Zeugodacus cucurbitae (melon fly) is the source of this 6134-nucleotide messenger RNA. RefSeq lists its product as uncharacterized. Lineage: Eukaryota; Metazoa; Arthropoda; Insecta; Diptera; Tephritidae. The record is from RefSeq and is a predicted model, not a curated record. The coding region runs from base 1679 to 3553 and encodes 624 amino acids. The transcript has a single exon.